Messenger RNA from Stegodyphus dumicola, 5806 nucleotides. RefSeq names its product E3 ubiquitin-protein ligase AMFR-like. Gene Ontology annotation, molecular function: ubiquitin protein ligase activity; ubiquitin binding. Gene Ontology annotation, biological process: ubiquitin-dependent protein catabolic process; protein K48-linked ubiquitination; endoplasmic reticulum unfolded protein response. Gene Ontology annotation, cellular component: ubiquitin ligase complex; endoplasmic reticulum; cytosol. NCBI's taxonomy places the organism in Eukaryota, Metazoa, Arthropoda, Arachnida, Araneae, Eresidae. The record is from RefSeq and is a predicted model, not a curated record.
UCAUUUUCAGGUAAAUCAUAUUUUUCACCAUGCCAUCUGUUUUUCUCGAUAGACUUCCUCUGCCAAGCUUACAAGCUUAUGCAACAAUAAGUGUAUUACUUUUUUCAUGUUCAAUUUAUUAUGCCAUACAAGUAACUUCAGAACCUGGCUGGAGCAUGAAUAAUACUCAAAAUGUUAAUUCUUCAGAUGGAGAACUUGGAAAUGAAACAGAAUCUAUGGAAAAUAUAAGAACACUUCUUCAUAAAAUGCUUUUAAAUAAUGUUAUUACAAAAAGACUGUAUGAAAUAAUAUUCUUCAUAAUUGAGGAACCAUUGUGUAUUUGGACUUUGGUGAACAUGGUUUACUGUUUAAUGAUUUUAGUUGGCAAGUGCAUUCAGAAGUUUGUGUUUGGAGAUUUGAGAGUUGUAGAGCAGCAACAUAUCAAAGAUAAGUUUUGGAACUUUGUGUUUUACAAGUUCAUUUUUAUAUUUGGAGUCAUGAAUGUCCAAUACAUGGAUGAAGUAGUCAUGUGGUGUGGAUGGUUCUCAAUUGUGGGUGCUUUUCAUCUGUUAUCUCAGCUAUGCAAAGACAGAUUUGAAUAUCUUUCUUUCUCCCCUACUACUCCUAAAUGGACUCAUCUACGAUUAUUUGCUUUGAUAUUCUUCAUCCUUGCAGUUUCUGUUAGUUUGUGUAUAAUAGUAGGUUUUUAUGCAAGCUUAAACACAUUCUUUUUCAUGGCAUCAGAGUGGACCUUAGUAAUUCUUAGGACGUUAUAUGUUUUAAUGAGGUACAUUUUGCAUUUAUAUGAUGUUACCCAUGAAGGAAUAUGGGAAAGAAGAGGUGUUUACAAUUAUUAUUGUGAAUUUGUAUUUGAGUUAACAAGUUAUAUAGUUGAUUUUCUUCAUCAUUUACAUAUGCUCUUGUGGGGUAAUAUUUUCUUAUCCAUGGCAAGUCUUGUAAUUUGUAUGCAGCUUAGAUGCUUGUUUAACGAAAUCCAGCGCAAGCUGAUACGGCAUAAAAAUUAUUUGAGAGUAUCCAAGCAUAUGGAAAACAAUUAUCCUCUUGCCACUAAAGAAGAACUGGAAGCUAACAGUGAUGACUGUGCUAUUUGCUGGGAUCGUAUGGAAACAGCUAGGAAGCUACCUUGUGGUCAUAUGUUUCAUACUUCUUGCUUACAUUCGUGGUUAGAACAAGUUUCAAACUGUCCUACUUGCCGUGUUGCACUUGCUCAAAGAGAUAACUCAGGUGCAGUCUCGGAUGUAAAUCGUAACAAUAUUCUUGGGCAGGAUGCACAAGGCCGAAAUCCUAACCCCACCACAAACCAUUUCUUUCAUUUUGAUGGUUCUCGCUAUGUCAGCUGGUUUCCUAGUUUUUCUGUGGAAGUUAGUCAUACAAGCUUGCUUGGAGGUAGACAUCGAAUUCCUAUACAUACAUCUCAGUUAGAUAAUAUGGUUCACCAAGUGCUUCAAAUGUUUCCUCAUAUGCCAUAUAAUCUAGUUCUAGAAGAUUUACUGAUAACACGCUCAGUUGAACUUACUGUAGAAAAUAUAUUAGAAGAGAGGCUUGUAGCUCCUACGACAACAUUAUUCCCAAUCACGCCUCCUCAGCCUGUAUCUAUUAGGUCAUUGCAUGUGAGUGUGGGGAGUGGAAACCACAGUUUUCCUAACGUAUCAUCUCCAGAUAGAGAGUCCAGUGAUAACAUCACUGAAGAGUCCACAAAUUCCUCACUUUCAGGUGCAACAUCUACUUCAAGUUCUGCAGAAGUACUGCAAGAUUCAUCUGUACAGACAAGGUUUGAGGGAUCUCGAUUUUCAAAGUGUUCUUUAGAACGAGAACAAAUGUUAUCUCAUCGAAAAGAAGAGCUUUUAAAAAAAGCAAGGAACAAAUAUAUUUCGCGCAUUGCUGUUGGAAGAAGGAGAAGUGGAAGUACAUCAACCACAUCAUCAAGUUCAUCUGAAUAAUAAAAGGUGUUUUUUGAACAGAGUUCUGAUGAACAAACAUUAUAUUAGCAUUUUCUUGAGAAUUGCUCACAAGUGUUGGCCAAAGUAUCAUUUGAAAGUAGUUCAUGUAGUAGUUUCAGUUGCUUUAAUUCAAAUGCAGAAAAAAAUCUUUUUAUGAACUUUUUUUAAUUACUUGAAAGCAGGGACACAGUUUCACGCCCCUUAAGUCUUUUAAUGAUUUAAUUUUGUUUAUUGUCAUGUUAUUUAACAGUUUUUUUGUGCUGUAUUAUAAAAAGCUUUAAAUAUAAGCAACCAGAAGAGCCUUUUAUUUUAUUUAUGUUUUUCUAAUAAAGUAAGUAGUAAAAAUUUAGCUCUAUGUUGCAAAAUCAUGGUUUUUUUUAGAAAUUGAAUAAAUGCCAACUUUCUGAAACCGUUCAUUGUGCUUUCUUUCCCCGUAAAAACAAAAAGCAGUUUACACUGUAAAUGGGGAAAUAUUGAUGAAAUUUUCUUCAAACCCUUCUUUCAAAUUUUUAUCAAAUGUUAAUGCCCAAUAAAAUUUAAUUAUGUCUUAUGCAUAUAUUCAGUGGUAUUUGUAAUUUUCCAGAUAUAUUUUAAUAAUUUAUUAAACUGUUUUGCUAAGUACAAAGUUGAAAAUAAUAAAUACACCCAGUAAGUUGAAAAUAAUAGUGUUCAUGGCUGUGAUAUCAAAAAUUUUCAACUAUGAAUUAUUUUACCAAUUUCUUUUUAUUCAGUGAAAAGAUUGUAGUGGAUUAUUAAACAUUUAUUCUUUCAAUCUGUCUCUUUUAUAUGUUUUGUUUAUGAAUAUCUAUCAGCCACUAUAAAUAUAGUUGCAAAAAGAAAGUAUAAAUUAAAAAGUAUAUUUUCUUUUAACGGUUUGUGUAAGUAUUGAAUUUUUUGUUAAGGAAUGUAGUAGCGGAUGUUAUAUUGUGUAAAGAGGUUUGAAUUUUAAGAAAGAAAGCAAUAUGUGUUGUACUUUCGUUUUUCUCCCCCUCCUCCAUGUCUUUUCUUUCUUUCUUUUUUCUUUUUUAAUUGAAAAUUUGGGAAUUCUUUUCUACUUUAUUCCAAAAAGCACAGUGUGUUUCCUAAAAGUUUUAACUUGAAUUAACUAACUAAAUUUUAAACUUUAUAUUUGAGGAAAAUAUAAGUAAUGCAUGAGAAUAAUAGUUAUUUACUAUGGAGAUAGUAAAGGUAUAUAAUUAUGAUAUCUUCCCCUUUCAGGUUAGAUUUUAGAUCAUGGUUGUUUUCAUAGGAUUUCUUUUGUAAUUUUGUUCAUUAUUUUAUUACGAAAGAAAUGUGUCUGAUUUUCUAGAAGUGGAUUGUUUUACUAAUGUAGUUCAGAUUUUUCUGUUUUAUUAUCAAAACUAAUUAUGUUCUUUUGUUUUAAAUAUUGCUCUUUUUAUGCUGUAUUAAAAAUUGUUGUUUUCCUUAUUUUGCUGUUUAUAAAGUUUAUUUUAAUCUUUAAUAUGAUAAACAGAUUUUUCAUAUACUUGGGGCUUAGUUCACUUGGCAUCCAUUUUUUUAAAUAUUUGAAACAUUUACUUUAAAUUAUAAUUCCUGAUUGUUUUUGCAAAAUAUAAACCAUUUUGAUAAGCACAUUCCGGAAUUUUGUAAACACCUAUAUAAAAGUAAUUGAAUGAGUUAUUUUGUAGCAAACAAUGAAAAAGGGUCUUUUCUAAAUUAAUCUUCCCUUCAGUGAAAAAUGUUGGUUUUGGAACCCUCUGUUCAUAAAGAAUUCUUAUUUGAGAAUGUAGUCUUUAUAGAAUUCCUUUUUAUGGAAAGAGUAAUUGUUUUGACUGUAGAAGGUCAUAAAGGCAAAGUGUUUUUAUUUGUUACAAGGUUAUGAUAAAUCUGUAUUUAAUCUGUAUUCAGUGAAAUCAUAAAGUAAUAUCAGUGAAAUCACAAUUUUCUUAGCAGUGUCUAAAUUACCUGUCUUUAUUAUAUUUUAUUAUAAUCUGUAUUUGUAAAAUAUAUAGUUUCUUGCUUUUUAACUUCCCUUUGGCUUGUAAUCUAAACUUGUCAAAUUCUAAACUAUACACAUGUGUGUUGACAUGUUCUAUUAAUUUUAGUUUAUGUAUAUUAUAAAAUAUUGUCUGAUAUGUUACAUAUAUUUUACUAUGUGAAUUAUUUAUGUCCCAGUUCCUUGGAAAAUGCUACAUAAAAAAGCUUGGAUUUGUAGCAUCAGCUUUGAGAUUUUGGUUUUAAUUCUGACAGCUCUAUUAAAAAUUUUCAUUUUAUUUUUUAGUCUGGCAUUUUUGUAUAAGUAAUGGGCUAAAUUGUGAUUAUUCUGAAAUCAGUUUUAUAUUUUGGCUUUAAAAUUGACUGGCAAAAUACAAACUGUUGAAUAAUUUGUCUUGUAAAUAUUAUGUUAUUCUUGUGAUACUUUCUGUUGAAGUUUUCUGUAGAAUAGUUGCAGGUGAAAAUAGAAAGAUGUAUAUAAUUUAAUGAAUGUUAAUUACAAGAAUUAAUGUUCAGUCGAAGUAUGAGUUCAUAAAAUUGAAGAGGAAAUUGAUUCUUCCUUUUUCUUUCAUAGCAAAUGUAAGCCUUACUAUUCUACAGUUUUGUUGCACAAAAACUAAAAUUUCACAGGGUUUUGUAUUGAAUGUGAAUGAUUUUUUAUUUACAUUUUUGGAAUUACAUUAGAAUUGCUUUGAGCUCCUAGUUUAGUUACAAGUAAUUUAGAUUACUAUAAUUUUUCCAUUUAUCAUUAAAGUUCUGUGCAAGUCAUACUUAUUUUUUAGAUAUACAAAUUUUUAAAGUGUGAAACUUAUGUACAAUUUGAAGUGGUUUGAAAAAAGUAAGGAUUUAUGAUAUCUAAGUGAUAUUUUAAAAAAUGCAUGAAAAUUAAAUUCAGUUAUAUUAGUUUUAACUGUAUAAUUUGUGAAAAAGUUAUUUCAUUUUAGUGUUUCUCAUAUUUAUGGAUAUUACUUUUAUUUAAUAUUCAUAAGUGAUGCUUAUCAUUCUAAAUGUUGAUAUUUUUAUUUUUCUCUUUCAUUUGUGCUGAUUGAGAAUCUGAUACAUACUCAGUUAAAUAAGUUUAAUUUCAUUGCAUUAUUUUUUAAUGAUAUGCAUUAUCUUUUAAAAAUUGUUUUCUAUGCCUUAUAAUAAGUCUUACUCAAGAUUAGUAAAAAUCUCUAGAAUUGUGUUUUACAUAUUUUUAAAAUUUGUACUCAUUUAAAAAUAAACAUAACUGAAGCUUUAAACUUCAUAGUAAAAAAAUAUAAAUACUUUUUAUUGUAAGAAACAUAAUUUCUAGUUAUAGUUUAAGUAAAAAUGUAUGUUGUUAAUUGCAGUGAAAUCCAUAACAGGAUAUUAAUUUAAUAAUGUUUUUCUUUGGAAUUUGAGCAAAAAGGUGUAUUUUUAGUAAUUGUUGCAUCCUAAAUUAGAUUUAUUUACAUAAAAAAAAAUUUGAAUAAGUUUUCUGGUAUAUGUUUUUAUUUGUAUUCAUAUAAAGGAAAGCAGGUGCUAAUUGCGUAUCCUUUCUUGUGUUCUUUAUUGAUUAAUAAUAAGAGUUUGGGGUUUUGUGCUGAUAUUGUGGGUGUCCUGAUUAUGUACUUUUGUUCUUUUGUGCAUAGUUGAGCUUCUAUUUCAGUUUCAUGUAAAGAUAAUAAAAAUAUGUUUUAUGUUUGUAAAAGAUAAAACUAGUCAUAUGGUAUAUGCUGAUAUUUUUGUGCAAAAUUUGUAGUUUAUAAAAAAAAUAUUUUUAGCCUGUGAUAAACUUGAUUUUGUACUUAAAUAUCUUAUUUGUAUGGGGGGGGGAAGAAAGGUUUAAACAGGUUUGUGUGCACUUUUUUUUUUAUUUAAAUACUUUUGUUUUUGGUAUUUAAAAAAUGUUUCUGUUAAUAAAGAUUGUUUGCUACUAGAAAGUA